This is a messenger RNA of Suillus subaureus, 708 nucleotides long. RefSeq lists its product as uncharacterized. Lineage: Eukaryota; Fungi; Basidiomycota; Agaricomycetes; Boletales; Suillaceae. The record is from RefSeq and is a predicted model, not a curated record. The coding region runs from base 1 to 708 and encodes 235 amino acids. The transcript is spliced from 9 exons.
AUGUCAAUCUUGCUCUGGCUCAUCAUUGCAUGUCCGCACAUCUACAAUACAUACAGGACAAAAAAUGGCAAGUCUGUGAUACUUGUGGAUGCAGUUUCAAGCCAAAAGGCUUUGACAGUCACCAAAGAGCUUGUGAGCGAUGUGCAAGAGAGUCUGAAGAAGAUGCUGAGCAAUGGGCUUUGGUCCCAUGCAUACAAGGUUCAUCCAGCUGCUGUGCCAGCCUUAUCAGCACAAGCUGCACAUCACAAUGGGCAAGCUUGGAUUGAGAAUGGCCAUGACUAUGAUCAUGACAAUGACCAAUAUAACACCAAUGACAUUGACAUGUCGUCAGAUCACUCUGAGCCUGAGGAUGUCCCUAGACAUGCUAUGGAUGAUAUCCAUACUGAAUUCCACCAGCAUGCAAGGAUUCAAACAUGUUGUGAAGAAGUAAUUGGUACUAGGUGGACUGCUAUUGAAGCACUUCCUUCAAUUAUGUGUGAGGGAAGCCAUAUGUAUACCUCUGAAUUCCUAUACCAAAGAAUCAACCAUGCCGGUGCAGCAGAUGUAACACACACAAAAUCAACCGCACUCUAUGGAGCAGCCAGUUGCAAGGGAUAUAGUAGCUUUAAGGGUAAGAUCCUAGUGGUAUGGAACUUCAGAGUGGUCAAAUUGUGCAGGAUUGUCAAGAAGGAGCAAAAUAGAUGGAUAGUGCAAGGUCUACAAAAAUAA